AUGCUUCCAUUAACUGGAAAUACAAUCAAAUUUGAUAGUUUCCCUGAUCCUUCAGAUACAUGGGAAAUCACUGAAACAAUUGGCAAAGGAACUUAUGGGAAAGUUUUUAAAGUGUUGAACAAGAAAAAUGGCCAAAAGGCAGCAGUUAAAAUCUUGGACCCAGUCCAUGAUAUUGAUGAAGAGAUAGAAGCAGAAUACCACAUCCUCAAAGCCCUAUCUGAUCACCCCAAUGUAGUCAAGUUCUAUGGGAUGUACUUCAAGAAGGGCAAAAAGAAUGAAGACCAGCUCUGGUUGGUUCUCGAGCUGUGCAAUGGAGGAUCAGUGACAGAUCUUGUGAAAGGACUUUUGAAGAGAGGAGAAAGAAUGAGUGAACUUAUAAUUGCCUAUAUUUUACGUGAAGCACUAAUGGGGCUUCAGCAUUUGCACAACAACAAAACAAUCCACAGGGAUGUGAAAGGAAAUAACAUCCUCUUGACCACCGAAGGCGGAGUUAAGCUAGUUGAUUUUGGUGUGUCAGCACAGCUAACCAGUACUCGACACCGUCGAAACACAUCUGUAGGAACACCAUUUUGGAUGGCUCCAGAGGUCAUUGCAUGUGAACAGCAACUGGAUAGCACCUAUGAUGCCAGAUGUGAUGCAUGGUCUUUGGGUAUUACUGCUAUUGAGCUGGGAGAUGGAGACCCACCUUUUGCGGAUCUGCACCCUAUGAGAGCACUAUUCAAAAUACCAAGGUAG
Molecule: messenger RNA, 735 nt
Organism: Gracilinanus agilis (Agile Gracile Mouse Opossum)
Lineage: Eukaryota; Metazoa; Chordata; Mammalia; Didelphimorphia; Didelphidae
Product: myosin-IIIa-like
Exons: 6
Coding region: 1-735 (244 amino acids)
Biological process (GO): protein phosphorylation
Molecular function (GO): protein kinase activity; ATP binding
Source: RefSeq, a predicted model, not a curated record